Lytechinus variegatus (green sea urchin) is the source of this 3898-nucleotide messenger RNA. RefSeq lists its product as uncharacterized. NCBI's taxonomy places the organism in Eukaryota, Metazoa, Echinodermata, Echinoidea, Temnopleuroida, Toxopneustidae. The coding region runs from base 262 to 3297 and encodes 1011 amino acids. The record is from RefSeq and is a predicted model, not a curated record. The transcript has 10 exons.
CGAGUAACGGAGUUCGAAGUCUUAGCUGGCCCAGACGGCCGGCCCCCGGCAGCGCGGCCGCAGCUAGCUGCAGGGCUAGGGGACAGUGAACUACCGAUGGCCUACGUACGUACUGGCGCCGGCUAACGCUGCACUGGAUACUUUUUCGGACUUGAUUAGACCCUAAAUAUGUCUUGAAGUGAACAGUUGACACAAAAUCGUUCUGAGCUAAGAUAUCGAAUUCUUGAAAUUAGGAUCAAGAAUUGAAUCAUAACAUUAACAAUGGAAAAGACGAACAAACAGAGACGACUGUAUUUCAUGAGGGUGAGUGAGAACUGCAAACUCAUGACCGAACUUUACAUUGUUCCUGAUGAGUUUAAUCAUCAGCAGACCUGGUUUGAAGACAGGCAUUUACAGGAGGUCAUUAUCCUACUCCGGGAUCCCAUCAAGGCUAAGGUGGUUUCCCACUAUGAACAAACUAAGAAGAAGAAAUGGGCUGGUGUCAAAGAAGGAAACGAUUCCAAGAAGCAACCAAUCACAGAUGAACAUCAAAUUACAACAGGUCAGUCUGUUAAGAUUGGUUAUAAGUUUGUAGAUUCUAACAUGCAUCACCACUCAUGUUUGAUGCCAUCUGAGAUCGGAUCACCAGUCUGGAAGGAUGAUAACUCAAGACAUGCAGGUGGAGGAUUCAUUACUGCCAGGCUCUUCGCCAAGAAGCUAGUGGUGUUUGUCUGCAAGUACCAUCCAUCGACUGUUGGCCACACCACAUCGCAGCUGAUGAAAUCAUUGUGUGCUACUCCACCUCCUUCCAAGCACAUCGCAAUCAGCAGCUAUUUUGCUCCCAAAGCAGACGAUGACUUUGUGGGUCAGGCUAUAACUGAGUCCGCCCACAGGAAGAGGAAUAAGUUGAAGAAAAUUGUCAAAGGAAUGAAGACCGAAGCUCCUGGAUUGAAAGACAAAACAGAUCUCCAAGGCCAAUCAAAGAGCGGGGGUUUCUUUGAGCAGGAGUUUGGAAGAACUGACACAGAGACUGCCGAUGAAAUCAAGCCAGAAAUCUUGCCAUCCCCAUCAGUCUCCGACAUGGACUGCAACUCGGACGGGGUACCGGACCCAGAUGAGCAAUUUGGUGGUGGUCCCAGUUUAUUAGAUUCCAAGGAAGUGUUGCCUCUGAGACAUGAUGAACGAUUUGAGUUUUUGGGUGGUGGCCCGAGCUUGUUAGCAUCCAAGGAGGGUUUGUCAGUGAGACAUGGUGAUCAUCCAACAAGUAGCCUUCCAGGAUGUCCUCAGGAAGAAGUAUCAGCGAAGACUUCAAUCGCUUCAAGCGUGAAACCUGAUAAGUGUGUCAAAGUGGAAGGAAACCAUAAAACUGUAACAUGUAGACUGGAAAACAUGGAAAAUGCAGCGGUAGAUUUACCCCCAAUGGUAGGUGUUUCAUCUUCAGAAGGAACUUCUGAGUGUGUCAAAGCGGAAGGAAACCGCUAUCUGAAUGACCAUAAAAUUGUAACAUGUAAACUUGAAAACAUAGAAGAUGUGGUGGUAGAUUCACCCAUGAAGGUAGAUGGCUCGUCAUCAGAAGGAACUUACUCCUCGACUACAUAUGAAAGCCGAUUGAAAGGCUCUUUGAACUCGACCAAAUCUGAAUCGACCAUACGCUCGUCAUCUGUAGGCCAAGAGUCGGGAAUAGGUAGACUGACAUGGACUUCUGAAGCGACCGAAAGCUCACCGUCAUCAUCAGGGGACUUUGAUUAUAAACCAAGAAGACAGAAUGUCAGAAGUAGGAACAAGUUAUCACUGAAAAGAGCAGAGGGGAAAAGGGGAGGUGCAAGUAAAGUAGGUUCUUCAAAGAAAAAAGUGCUCUGUGAUGAUGUAAUCAAGGAAUCUGCAGAAGAGGCAGAGCAUGGUCAGGAUACACGUGAAAUUGUAGCAGAAGAAUCCCUGAAGCAAAAAAUUCACUCUGAUACAGUGCCAUUAAUGGAUGACUCUUCGAAUAAGAAGAGCAAUAAUGUUUCAGAAUCUGUAAGACAUCCCAUUAGUGAUUGUUCUGUUCUUCUAACUGAUAUCAAGCUACGAUGCCCUGAAACUGUCAGUGAAACCUUGAAGGAAGAAACAUCUCCGGAAUUACCUGACAUAAACCAGGAAGAAAUCUUGCUAGCUCCUGAACAGGAAACGGCUCCAAAGUCAUCUUCUGAUGAUGAGCUUAUAUCAGUCAGCUUCCUGCAUACUGCAGAGGCAAAACCCUCAACCAAGAAGGCGAAAGAGUCGAAACAGCAUUUGCCUUCACAUACAAAAUAUGACAGUGACAUCUACAUUAAUGGUUCGGAAGAAGCGAGUACUGCAUCAAGCAGGGUUGAGCAGAGAGAACAGACUGGGAACCUAAAAAACAAGAGGUCAAAGCAAAGCAGACUGGCUCUGUCCAGUAGGCAGAGCAACAAAGACAAAGACACCAUCCACAAUACCUCAAAGGACUCAUCACACUUUGGAAAGAAGAGGCAGAAACCCCACAUUAAGAAACUGUUGAUGGAACUCGCAUUCGAUAGCGACAGUCAAGGGUCAAGUCAAAAUAGCCCUCACAAAAUCAAGGAGAAUCAGAGGUUUAGUGGGGAAGAAGAAGAACCCAUGGAUGUUGAGGAUGGAUCGCCAAAGACUUCUCCUGUGGUUGUAGGAAGUAGUCAUGAUGAGGUAGAUGGGUUGUCAUCGGACAAUCAUCACUCUGGAGAGAAUCAAAGGCCAAGUCCCCCAGGGCUGAAGCAAGAUGAUCUUGUGCACAUCUCUGACGAUAGCUCUGGUGGAGGGACCAGUCUUGUGGGAGAUGUUGAGAAAAGACCGGCAGGAGAAAACCAAGCUGGACAACCUGGUGACCGAGAAGAUGAGGUCAUUGACCUGAGUCAGGGGGUAGAUGAUGGUGAGGAGAGUGACAGCUGGUUUGAUAACAUCUUUGGGAACGUCAGAUUCGUAACUGAAUUGAAGACGGCUGAUAUGGUCUAUCUGACCCAGAGGAACAGGAAGUAUUUGCACAACAUCUUCCAAGGAAAGAGACAUUGUGAGAGACACCAGUGUUACAAGAAAAAAGGACCUCACAGAAUUGCAAUGGGGAGUAAUGUAAGGCUAGGGCCGUUCAAAGAAGAGCAGAUGGAUGCAGUCAUGGGGGAACUGGUCAAGAUUUACUGCGCCAAACACAUUAAGUUUAUGGAUUACGUAUCUAAAGUUCUUCUACCAGAGGCGAUGACUAAGAUCUACAUGGAUGUUCAUAGUGUCAGCCACACCCAUGCUGAAGAGGUCAUGAGAGGGGUGCAAAAAGAGCACCCUAGGGCUACUUGAUUACCCAUCUAAAAUUCUUCUACCAGAGGCUAUGACUGAGAUUUACAUGGCUAUACAUGAGGUCAGCCACACCCAUGCUGAAGAGGUCAUGAAAGGGGUGCAAAAAGAGCACCCUAGGGCUACUUGAUUACCAUCUAAAGGCUAUGACUGAGAUUUACAUGGCUAUACAUGAGGUCAGCCACACCCAUGCUGAAGAGGUCAUGAAAGGGGUGCAAAAAGAGCACCCUAGGGCUACUUGAUUACCAUCUAAAGGCUAUGACUGAGAUUUACAUGGCUAUACAUGAGGUCAGCCAAACCCAUGCUGAAGAGGUCAUGAAAGGGGUGCAAAAAUAGCACCCUAGGGCUAGUUGAUUACCCAUCUAAAGUUGUCCUACCACAGGCAAUGACUGAGAUCUACAUGGCUGUACAUGAGGUCAGCCACGCUCAUGCUGAAGAGGUCAUGAAAGGGGUGCAAAAAGAGCACCCUAGGGCUACUUGAUUACCCAUCUCACAUUUUUCUACCAGGGACUAUGACUAAUGCUAUGGUCACAAAUACCUUCACACCAAACAAACAAUUUUUGUCUCACCUACAUAACAAAUUGAGACUUUAGGCGCCGCUUUU